Messenger RNA from Phascolarctos cinereus (koala), 4847 nucleotides. NCBI's taxonomy places the organism in Eukaryota, Metazoa, Chordata, Mammalia, Diprotodontia, Phascolarctidae. The record is from RefSeq and is a predicted model, not a curated record.
CUCCGACUGAAAAUAAUAAAGAAAUUGAAAAAAAACCAUAAAUAAUUAGAGCAAUAAAAAAGAACACGCGCAAGAGAUGAGAAAGGGGAUCCAACCCGCCCUGGAGCAGUUCCUGGUGACCGCCGGGGGUGGGGAGGGGGCGGCCGCCGUCGCCGCCGCCGCCGCUGCUGCAGCCUCCAUGGACAAAAGGGCAUUGCUGGCCAGCCCCGGCUUCCCCGCCACCGCCGCCCCCGGCACUUACAUCCAGAUCCUCACCACGAACAGUACCACCACCUCCUCCUCCUGUUCCUCCUCCCUUCAAAGUGGGGGUGCUGCCGCCGGCCCCCAGCACACUAACAUCCCCGGCGUGGAGCAGACCGCCGGCAGCCUCCUCUACUCCACCCCGCACGGACCCUCCAGCCGAGCCGGGCUGCUGCAACAGCAACCAGCCUUAGGACGAGGCGGCGGUGGCGGCCCUCCGGCAAAGCGAAGGCUGGAACUAGGAGAAAGUGGUCAUCAGUUUCUCUCAGAUGGUCUCAAAACCCCCAAAGGCAAAGGAAGAGCCGCAGUAAGAAGUCCAGAUAGUCCAAAAACUCCAAAAUCUCCCUCAGAAAAAACACGGUAUGAUACGUCACUUGGUCUGCUCACCAAGAAGUUCAUUCAGCUGUUGAGCCAAUCCCCAGAUGGGGUCUUGGAUUUGAACAAGGCAGCCGAAGUGCUUAAGGUGCAAAAGAGGAGGAUUUAUGAUAUCACCAAUGUGCUGGAAGGCAUCCACCUCAUUAAGAAGAAAUCUAAAAACAACGUACAGUGGAUGGGCUGCAGUCUCUCUGAUGAUGGGGGCAUGCUGGCUCAGUGUCAAGGUUUGUCAAAGGAAGUGACGGAGCUCAGUCAGGAAGAGAAGAAGCUUGAUGACCUGAUUCAAAGCUGCACCCUGGACCUUAAGCUGUUAACAGAAGAUUCAGAAAAUCAAAAAUUAGCUUAUGUUACAUAUCAAGAUAUCCGAAAAAUUAGUGGCCUUAAAGACCAAACUGUUAUAGUUGUGAAAGCCCCUCCAGAAACAAGACUUGAAGUGCCUGAUCCCUUAGAGAGCCUACAAAUACAUUUAUCAAGUAACCAAGGACCCAUUGAAGUUUACCUGUGUCCAGAAGAGAAUGAAACACACAGUCCAGUAAAAUCCUACAACCAAGACCACAAUGGGAAUAUUCCCAAAUCCAGUUCCAAAGACUUGGCGUCAACCAACUCAGGACAUGCUGAUUGCUCCAUUUCUAUGGCAAACCUUUCUCCCUUGGCUUCUCCAACUAAUCUUCUCCAGCAGACUGAGGACCAAAUUCCUUCAAACCUAGAAGGACCAUUUGUGAACUUACUGCCUCCCUUGAUCCAAGAAGACUACCUUCUCAGCCUUGGGGAAGAAGAAGGCAUCAGUGAUCUCUUCGAUGCUUAUGAUUUAGAAAAACUUCCAUUGGUAGAGGACUUUAUGUGCAGUUGAUUGUUUUGUGUGAAUUCUCUCUAUAUAUAAACCAAUAUUUUUUUAUCAUGGAACUAGAACAUCUGUCCUUCAGUGUUGUCCCUUGCCACCUUCUUCCUUCAAGAAUAUUAUCACGAAGUAAACUACAACUUCACAACAAAGCUGACAUUUUACUAAGUUUUUUUCUACAUAUUGAAUAAGCGCGCAGUGGCAGGCUCCUUUGGGAAAGCCUUGCUUUUUGCCCUAGGCUCCAAAAUCUCGUGGAUGAAACAGCAGGUGGAACAUGUGCAAUCAGGUAGCUGUACCUUGCCCUCUCUCCUGCCUGCUCUCCUUCCCUUCCCAGGUGGCCUCUGUGCCUGAUGGACGGGCUGGUGGAGAAGGGCCAGAACCACGUGGUCCACUUGCAAACAGCAAUCUUCCUUAAUAGCAUUUCAAGCCGUGCCUUCUUUGUAGAAUGCAUGUCUUUGGGGUCUGCUAAUAUGGAAUGGAACUGUGGGAAGCAUAAACUUGAAGUCAUGCAAAUGUAUGAAAAUGGAUUUCUUCAGCUCUUCCUAGGAAUAUUUAAAUUGUGGUCUUAACUUGGUUUAAGCUAUGUACUUUUUGUUUGGUAUGAGGUUAAGAAAUACUAAUGCCCUAUUAUGCCUUUGGUUUGAAGUGUUCCAUAUAAUAUGUUGCAAAUGUAUAUGAAAUAUAUUCAAUUUCUGCCACUCCAAGCAAUUGUGGAUUUUCAGGUGCUCCCAUAAAAAUCUCCAUUUUAUUUGUAUUUGUAACGUUUAUUUGUAGCACACGGUCACUUAGGAAUUCUUGGUGGGGUUUUUUGUGUGUGUGUUUGUUUUGGGUUUGGUUUUUUUUUUUGGUUUUUUUGUUUGUUUGUUUGUUUGGGGUUUUUUUGUUUUUUUUGGUUUUUUGCAUUUAAGCCUUCUUGUGGGCGCCCAUCACCAUUUCAAUUUAAUUGUUUACUUUGAAGCAGUUUCUACUAAUUCCUUCCAACUUGGGGUAAAGCUUGUAAGAACUGCUGCUGCUGAGUAAAAUUUCUAAACCUGUGUCAUCCCAGUGCUGUAUAAGCCUUGUUUCCCAUUGGUCCUUUUUCUGUGGAAUGGAGGACUUGGGGUGAAUCAGUAUUGGAUACUAAUGCAUUGGGCCACCUGCCGAAAGGGAGUGCCAGAUUCAUGUAUACAGCAGUUCUGAGUAGAGGCUGAGAAGAACUGCUUCCUUUAAGGGUCUUUUGUCCGCCAAUGACCACAGGAAAGGGCUCUCUUGCGUCACACUCAGGGACACCACUCCUAGGGAUGGGGUCAGGAAGAGACCUCUAUAGGAAGAAUGAUGUUCCCAUCCCAGGAGGCUGAACAAUAUUUACUUUAGCUAGUAAGUAAUCACAAAAGGUAUUUGGUCCAGCAAUAUCUCUGGCCCAAAUCCUGUUCCCUCUUGUGAGGGAAUAUCAUGGAUUGAAGGGAGUCAAGGCAAGUAAGGCAGUAUUAGUUAAGGUGUGGUAGGAUUCUCCCAAUUUAUUCUCAGGGAAUGGUGUCCAAGUUUGGGGGCUUGGGGGCUUGUGUUAGCCUCAUUUGGGUGAAUAUCCAAGUAUGCUUUCCCAUCUCCAGAUGGAAACAUGUUCUUCAUAGCCAAGCUUGUAGGUUGGAGUUUGUCUUGUACCUCAAACUCCAUUCCCUGAAUGCUGAGAAUUCUCCCAUCAUCUAUUCUAGAGCAACAGACAGAGUAUGGGGGAAGAAUUAUAGUUAGGAAGAAACUCAGAAUGAACAGUGAAGUUGAUAUUUUGUAUGCCUGACAUAGUGCUUAGGCACAUGGGCACUUGAUAAACACUUUAACAAAAAAAAAAUCCCUUGGUAAAUUUUGAAAAGAACCUUACCUUGGAGUUGACUAUAGACAGAAUUCCAUAAUAUGCAAAGUGGUGGGGGGAGUCAUAAAAGUGACACCAACACCUUAAAAUACUUGUGUACAUAUGUGUGGGUGUGUAUUUGAAAAGGGAAAAAUGAUGCAGAACAAAGAUGCACAGUAUGUGUUCUUGCCCCCACACACCCUGGACCUGGUACAGAAUGUUUGGUGGUGGUACUACAUAGAGAAGAGGGGAGGGAAAGGAAGGGGUGGGGGGAUGGGGAGGGAAGCUUUGUGUUAAGUGCCUACUGGAAAUGCACUGUGGGGUUUUUUUUUUUCCUGUAAAGGAAACAAUUUAUGCCAAGCUUUUUUCCAUGUACCAUAUUUAUCUCAUCUGGUUAGCUGCCUCUGCUUCCAGCUUUGUGUAAUUCUCUUUGCCAGCAGCGCAAAGCUGACUUUUCCCAAAGUUUAAACCGGAGUAUCACCUGACUGGAUUGUUUAUUUUUUUAAUCCUUUUGGUAAUAUAAUACCAUAUUUAUUGUUUUGAAAGUGAGAGGAAUCCUAAUAAGUCUUAAAAGUUCCUUUGUGUGUAAGAUUUUUUUCCAAUUUAUGGGCUUAUUUGAUGUACACGAAUUAGGUGUCCCAUGUAUUUUUGUUUGCAAGUUGUUUUAUCUUUAUCAUCCUCCUAUCUGGCACACAAAGUGGGUUAGUACUACAGUAUUUUUUAUUAUUUACUUUUGAGUACUCUGUAUUGCAGGUUUUCUGGUACCCUUGAGUUGCUGCUAUAAAAACAAGCUCACAUCUGAAAUGGCUAAAAGUUAAGUUACUUGUGUGCAAAUUCUGACUGAGUGAGCCUUAGAAUAUAAAAUUGUAUAAAGGGCAACACAUUAUGAACUGUCAAACAGUAUUAAGUGUGUGUUUAUAUGUACAAAUAUGUGCACAGUGAAGGUUUUAUUUAAGUUGCUAAUGUAGUCUAUUCACUUUUUAGUCAUCCAGCCAUUUUGUAUAAUAAUAAAAUUAAUUUGUAAACACUGCCAGAAUAUUUUCUAGCUGGUUUGUAAUUUUUUAAGAGUGUUUGGUUUAGUUUGUUGUUGUUGUUUUUGUUUUUAUUUUUUUUUUGUAAGAUGUAGAUCUGUAAAUAAAAUUGCAGUAUUUAAAGCUUUAGCCCUGUGGAAAAAGAAAACUUGAGUUCCAAAUGAACACGUGAAUGAGGAAGGAGGAAUGUAUAGGGAGAUUAAUGGAGAAUGAAUAAAAUAGAAUGGUCAGUUUGUGGAUUUUUUUUUUUGCAGAAGAUAUAUCAUUUUGUACAAAGUAAACCCUUCUCCCAAAGAAGGAAUAGGCAAAAACAAUACUAAUUGGUUGAGCUUUGUGUUGUAUGUUAGUUUUAAAAAGGUAACAUGUAAAAUAAUGUAAAAAAAAAAGUUAAAAAAAAAGCUUUUAUGAUGGGUUUUGUAAAUAGAUUUGUUACAGGAUGACCUGUUCUCUAGCUGUGAUCUUACCACUUCAAAUGGAUGUAAUUUGAAUAAAUUUUGUAUGGUAAAGAAUCAAUAAAACAAUUUUUUAAGAGUUUAAA